Molecule: messenger RNA, 600 nt
Organism: Theileria parva strain Muguga
Lineage: Eukaryota; Apicomplexa; Aconoidasida; Piroplasmida; Theileriidae
Gene: HDP
Product: Fasciclin domain protein
Exons: 2
Coding region: 1-600 (199 amino acids)
Source: RefSeq, a predicted model, not a curated record
AUGUUUAUCUCUCAGGCCCUGUUGUGGAGAUCUAAUUUUGGAGGCUUGAAAAAGUUGAGAAGAGUAACAAAGGACCCGAACGUCAUAAAUUCAAAGGUUUACUGGUGUUUUGAACAUAAAUAUAUUCGCCGUACUGUUCUUUCAUUCUGUAAUAACAACCCCUUUACGCGUUCUUUUUCAAGUUUAAUAAAUCCUGAGGAGGAAUCUGGCUAUAGGUUAUCUCACGAGUUAUCACUUCCAGGGCCUUUUACAGGCUUUAUUCCAGUAAAUGAGGGCUUAACUCAGGCUUUAUCAAAGCUAGAGGCUUCAUACAAGGAUUCUGUCGUUGAUUUCGUGAGGUCCCAUUUUACACAUAACUUAUGGCUAUAUCGUGACAUACUAGGUUCUCCAACCCAGCCCUGGUUAUUGUACAAUAAAACUCGAAAAUUUCCAGAAAAACUUCAAACCAUUAAUAACAAAUCUUUGUUCUUCGAACACACUGGAGACUUGUCAAAGGGUGAUAAGGAAAUCUUUGUAAACGGUUCAAAGAUACUUCGCUGGAACCUGAGAUGUCAUAAUGGAGUUAUUCACCUGAUAGAUAAACCUCUUUUCGAUAUCUAA